AUGGAGUCACACUACAACACAUUUGCCGCCUCAACAGGACUUCUGGGCAACCUGAUCCAGGGCUGUCUUGCUGUAUCUAACUUCUUAGACAGGGUCGAGCACGCGGAUGAGCUAGCCAAUCAAUUUACCGCCCGUCUACAAUUUCAUCUGUCACGAUUGCACUGGUGGUCAUGCCGGUGGAAGAUCAUACACGAUGAAAGCCCGUCAAAUGGAAUCCCAGAUGCUCGUUUCCAGAUGUAUGGGAACGCAAUCGCUAACUAUUUGGAACUCAUUCUUCAUAACGUGCGGCAUUUGACCUCUCAACAAGAUAGCAUUCCGAUAUUCAAAAACACGCGUUCGGCCCAGGCAUCUAGCGCGUCUGAAAGAUUCUCUAAGCUAUUGAGCACCCCGUGGAAGGAGUAUUCUGGAUCAUCUACAGAGCCAACUCACGAGAAUAUCUCCAAUUUCACGGACCGUCUUAAGUGGGCCUUACAAAAUGGGUCUGCUAUGCAGCGCCUGGAGCUUCUGGAAUACCUCGUACGAGACUUGGAAGGCUUCUUCCCUCCACCCGGCCCUAGCUCCGACAUUUCUGGAGCAGUGCUAGUCAACCCUGCCUUGAUGACGGAACAGGGUGAUUGGAAGCUAAGAUGGCUGAGUGCUCAGACAGAUAUGGACCCUUUCGCCGCGUCGCUUGCCUGGCUCAAGGCUACGACGAUAAGUCAUAUAAACGACCUGAAAUUAUCUCCCGACUACAACCCACAGAGGCUUCAUGACAUGCUAAUACGGGACCGUCGCUCCACUUCUGAUCGGCAUUACACUGGGCACUAUAAUGGAAGUCCCGUAUUAAUCGAGAAAAAGACGGUUCCCAGAAGGGCAAAUAACGACCUUAUUCGACCGCGGAUUGAGAAGGUCGUCCACUUAUUGCAAGCCUCGCAGAGAAUCCAAGAGUUAAGAACACUGCCUUGCAUCGGCUACAUUUAUACGCAACCUGGGGAAUGUCCUCUGAGUAUUAACGACGAGAAUUGCACAUAUGAAUUUCUAUACACUAUCCAUGCGGGACCUGCUAUUUCGUUGAGGGAAAUAUUGAGCUCAGAAUCAAAGAAAGCCGACAAAUACAAAGAGGUGCGGCCAUUAAACAAACGCUUUGAAAUUGCCAGGACACUUUCUAGAGCACUCUUAUACCUACACGCUGCCGAAUGGCUUCAUAAGGGUAUCCGGAGUAGCAGUAUCAUGUUUGUACCCUCAGGCCAACCUAUCUCUAAAUCAAAGGAGACCAACGCCAGUCAACUUGGGCGCCCAUACCUCGUCGGCUUCGAAUACAGUCGCCUCGCCUCAAAUGAUGAAGGGACUGAAAAUCACGCUACUACGGUCGAGGAUAAUCUCUACCGACACCCGGACGCCCAAGGUUUAGACACCACAGACGAAGAAUCUUACAUCGGAAAGACAGGUCGCUUCACUAAGGAUCAUGACAUAUACAGUCUUGGUGUCACUUUGGUUGAAAUGGGCGUUUACAAGUCGGCUAAACGGAUUGCUGACGACUUUCAAAGAGAAAGAAGCAGCCAUGCCCUUAACGCCAAAACCUUUCACAAACAUAUGACCGACACGUUAAUACCGCAGAAUGUUACUUUUAAUAUGGGUGAGGUGUAUGCCAGAGUUGCGUUUCGCUGUCUCCAGGCGAACUUUUACAGCUUGCCGGGAAGGAACAAUCAGGACGGUUCUAUAGCAUUUUACAAAGAGGUUGUCUCACAGCUUGAGCUAUGCAGAGCAUAG
Molecule: messenger RNA, 1749 nt
Organism: Aspergillus udagawae
Lineage: Eukaryota; Fungi; Ascomycota; Eurotiomycetes; Eurotiales; Aspergillaceae
Exons: 1
Coding region: 1-1749 (582 amino acids)
Source: RefSeq, a predicted model, not a curated record